Anneissia japonica is the source of this 2995-nucleotide messenger RNA. RefSeq names its product leucine-rich repeat-containing protein 15-like. The record is from RefSeq and is a predicted model, not a curated record. Bases 20 to 2158 code for a protein of 712 amino acids. The transcript has a single exon. Gene Ontology annotation, cellular component: plasma membrane. Lineage: Eukaryota; Metazoa; Echinodermata; Crinoidea; Comatulida; Comatulidae. Gene Ontology annotation, molecular function: protein binding.
GUUUGAUCCCAGCCACAUCAUGGAUUUAAAAGCAAGGAACUUGAUUUGUUAUGUUGUCUUUAUCAUUCAGUUGGUGUCUAGUGAAAGAAUUAAUAAUGUACCGAAGCAGUUUAUAAGUGGUAUGGAAAUAUGUGACACGUUUAUAUCAGCACUGGGCAAAUUAUGUGACUGCAGCAGACGUUCUUUUCAUAUUGUUCCCAAAAAUGUGCCAGAUGAUUGUUUUAUUCUAGAUUUGAGCGGUAACCAGAUCAGUAGCAUAGAAAGGAACAAUUUUGCAAGGUUUGUGCAAUUGGAAAAGCUGUAUUUAAAUUCUAACGUUAUUCAGGCGCUACAUCCACAUGCAUUUGAUGGUCUGAUCAAUUUAACAGUCCUUGACCUUGCUACUAACAGGCUUCUGAAUAUACCUCCGCGAACAUUUACGGAUACCAGACUUCUACAAAUUUUAAACCUGACUGAUAACAAUCUUAGAGCUCCACCACCCGUUGGACACCUUAAGCGACUUCAGGAGUUGAUGAUCUCCAAAAAUUCAUUGAAAUUUGUGACCAACACAGCAUGGAAUGGUUUGGUAACUCUUAGGCUUCUUAACCUAUCUUCAAAUCAUUUAUCCAUGUUACAUGGGGAAACUUUCAAAGGACUUACCUCUUUGGUCAUCUUAGACCUUAGUCAUAACAACAUACAAACCCUAGCUAACGGUGCAUUUAUAAGUUUGGGCCGCUUGGAGUUGUUAAAGUUGGAUAAUAACCGCAUAAAUACAGUGGAGGCUAGUGCAUUUCAGGAUCUUCAUAUGCUAACAUCAUUACACCUGGAACAUAAUCAGCUGGUCUCCAUCCCGUUGAGCUUCCAAAGUGGUCUCCGCAGUCUAAAAAAUUUAUUCCUACAAGAAAAUAAGAUAAUUGAAAUACGAAAUGAUUUAUUUAAAUACUUGAUUAACCUAAAUGUCUUAAACUUGAAUAGUAACAGGUUGCAAAUAAUAGCUGGCCGCUCUUUCUUCCAUUUAUCUCAACUGGUCACGCUGAACUUAAAAAGCAACCAGAUUAAUGUUCUGCCUGCAGAUGCAUUUCUCGGUUUACGUAUGCUCAAGGUGCUUGAUUUGCGUAAUAAUCGUUUGAAAGAUGUUGGAAAUGUCAUGCAACACCUGUUGAACUUGGAAACGGCUCUACUGUCUGAUAACAUGAUCUCUUAUAUUCCAAUGGGUACCUUUGAUCAUUGUGUGCAUAUCAUUGAGAUUCGUAUAGACCACAAUAAUUUGACCUAUAUUCCUGAAGGAAUUGGGUAUUCCCCCACUGCUUCUCAGACUUUGAAAGGACUGUCAUUAGCUGACAACCCGAUUAAACAGAUUACAUCCACAAGUUUUGGCCGUUUUUCAUCGUUGCAGUUACUUCGUCUAAGUAAUACUCAAUUAAGGAGUGUUCCCAUCCGGGCUUUUAAUCAGAUGCCACGGCUAGUCGAGUUGUGGUUGGAUGGUAACCAGUUGACUACCCUUGCAAGGGGAACUCUAGUUCCUCUGCCGCGUCUGAAAGCAAUCCAUCUACAGGGGAACCUGUGGAACUGCCAAUGUGGCCUUCGAGAUAUCUGGUCUUAUUUAGAUUCAAGAAGUAUCUCUUGCGGAUCAACUGAAGCCCAACCUGUUUGCUAUUCACCGUCUAAUUUAGCAGGGCAGACCUUAGAAGUGGCAUUAUCCGGGAAAGAAUGCAUAGAAGAUGAGAGUACAUUCAGUAUGAUGGAGAUUGACAUACUAAUCCCGAUUACCGUUGGUGCGAUUGUAAUUAUGUUCCUAAUUGUUGCUUUUAUAUGCAUAGCUGCUGCACAAAAGAAACCUAGUGUGUACUCUAAAGUAAUGGUGCCUCCCGAUGGACACACAGGAAGGGCAGUGUCAUUGCCCUCCUUUGCAUCAUUGAAUUCCAUGUCAAGUUCUACUCCACUAACUCUUCCUCCUCGCAAUGGUAGCAAAAGAUACCACCAUCAGGACAGUAUAUUUCAGGAGUUCAAGUUACAACCAACAAGUUUGGACCGGCAGGGGUCUUACCUAUCUAUUAACGUACCACUACCGGGUGGAGAGUAUGCCAGUCCUUAUGCCCAGCCUUGCUCACAACCAAAGGAUCACCCCAGUUGGUUUCGGAGUGACUCUGGAUCAGAUCAUAGAGAGGACAUUUAUUAAUGGAUAUUUGACAAUCAUUAUCGUUUUUGAAGAACUUUGGACAUACUGUAUAUUUAGACUGAUGUUCCUCUUGAUUAUACCAAACUAUACUGAUUUACAGUAUUGUGUUCAUCUUCCAGAAUUGUUAUAAUGAGAGUAUAUUACCUGAUGGAAAACCAGGUAACACCUGAAUAUCAUACCAUAGAUAAAAUUUUGAAUUUACAUGUGGAAAUGUAUAAAUGUAAUAAAUAUUUCUUGUUAAUGUAUAGAUAACUUAAUGUAAUGUAUUGACUAGGUUGUAAAAAAUAGCAAUAAAAACACUUAAAUUUCAAGAGUAAAUCAUUAUCAAAUCAUCCUAUCUUAUUUUUUAAUUUCCAAAAUGAACAAUUUGCUUUUUAGCUUUUUAUCAUUAUCGUUGCAAGUAUAACCAGGUCUUAAAGCUACUGUAAACAAUAUUGAUAAUAAUAACCGGACAUUUCUGCUAAAAUCAAAGCAGUACCAGUGCAGUGUACAAGCGUAGGCUACUAUAUGUUUUAACACUGUAUGUCUAAAAGAUAAUAUAUAAAUAUACUGUUUGUAAAAUUCUUUAAAAGAAAUAGGAAUGUUAAAAGUUUAAAAGCUAUGACAGAGAACUACUGUAGCAAUUUAUAAUUUCUUUAUAAUUUAUUGUGUCAAAAAACUUUUCACUUGUUUCUUUGAUGUUUCUUAAAAAUAGAAUGAUUAAAUGGACCAGUGCUUGUAGCGGAAAAAUAAACUUCUACGGUAUGGUGGUGACUUGUAUUUAGCCUAAAAAACAUCUAUUUGAUUAGUUUUACUUAGUGUAUUUUGGUAAUUUAUUAAAUUUCAAUUAAAAGCUAA